AUGGAAGCAUUAACUACUUCCAGGGUUGUGCCAAUUCAGGUCCCCUGUAGAAAGCUCUCACCAGCGUUUGAUAAUUUGCAAUCUUCCCUUGAGUUUAGGAGAUCUCCUUGUAAAGGGGGUGUCUCCAUCAUGAACCAUCCCAAAUUGCUUCGUCCAGUGACUGCUUCUGCGCAACCACAGGAGUUGACGAGUUUAGGGCACGAAGGAAACGUUGUUCCUUCUAAAGAAAUUCUUGAUCUUUGGAGAAAUGUGGAAGCGGUGUGCUUCGAUGUGGAUAGCACGGUUUGUGUGGAUGAAGGUAUUGAUGAGCUUGCAGAGUUUUGUGGAGCUGGAAAGGCUGUUGCUGAAUGGACUGCCAGAGCAAUGGGUGGAUCUGUUCCAUUUGAAGAGGCUCUAGCAGCAAGGCUUUCUUUGUUCAAGCCUUCUCUUUCAAAAGUUGAGGAAUUUCUCGAAAAGAGACCCCCAAGGUACUGUUUCUUUACUAUGAUCCAAGCUACGUACCCUUGA
Messenger RNA from Microthlaspi erraticum, 507 nucleotides. The record is from the annotation of a GenBank genome assembly. Lineage: Eukaryota; Viridiplantae; Streptophyta; Magnoliopsida; Brassicales; Brassicaceae.